AUGGACUCGCGCCAGGACGAGCAGGAACGGGAAAUCACGAUGAAGUCCAGCUCCAUCGCACUCCGCUGGCUGAGCCCCAAGAACGAAGCCUUCCUGGUGAAUCUCAUCGACUCGCCGGGCCACGUGGACUUCACCUCCGAGGUCUCGACGGCUGCGCGCUUGGCCGAUGGCGCCUUGGUGGUGGUGGACUGCGUCGAGGGCGUCGAAGCGCAAACCAGGACCGUGCUCCGCCAGGCCUAUCGCGAUCGCGUGAAGUCCUGUCUCUUCUUGAACAAGGUGGAUCGCCUGAUCUACGAGCUCAAGCUCUCACCGAUGGACAUCCAUUUGCGAUUGCUGCGCAUCGUGGAGCAGAUCAACGCGGCCAACCAACAGCUCUUCUCCGAGGAGGUCAUGGCGGGUGCAGCCACUUCACGGCCACGCAAGGGCUCGGGAGAGGCCCUGGACGCCGUGGACCUGUCGGAGGAAUUGGACUUCGACGACGAGGACCGCUGGCGCUACAGCCCAGAACUGGGCAAUGUGGCCUUUGGCUCCGCGGUGCAUGGCUGGGCCUUCCGCCUGGACACCUUUGCCACCAUGUGGGCGGAAAAGCUGAAAGCGAAGCCGCAGAACUUGCAGCGGGUCCUGUGGGGCGACUGGACCUACCGACCCAAGGACAAGAAGGCAGUGAUGAGAUCCUCGGACUCCCAGGCAAACACCAUGUUUGCCAGCUUGGUGAUGAAGCCCAUCUGCGACUUCUACGACUCGGUCUACAUGGACCUGGACCGUGAGCGCUUGAAGGGCAUGAGGAAGCAAAUCAAGGCCUGGGACGAUGUGGACUUUGACAAGCUCACAGCAGGCCCGGCGGCCACCAAGGAGUUGGCGUCGAGGUGGCUACCCUUCGCGGACAGUGUCCUGCGCAUGGUCAGUGAGCUGCCAAGUCCUGCUGAAGCAGCACCACAGCGGCUGCCAGUGCUGUGCCCCAAGUGGUUUACGCCCAAGGCGAUCGACCACCCCGUGGCCCGGGACCUGCAGUUGAGUGACCCCAAUGGCAGCUGCGUGGUUUACUUGGCGAAGUUCCUGGCCGCGGAUCUGGAGAACCUGGUGCUCACAGGAACACGAGAUACGCCCAAAGGUGAACAGGACGUGGACUUCGUGGGGAUUUGCCGAGUCUUUUCAGGCACCCUUCGACCUGGGCUCGAAGUCCACAUGCAGCCCGACCCUUCACGGGUUCUGCGGGUGCAGCGGAUCUUCCUGUUGAUGGGCCGCUUCCUGCAAGAGGUCACCGAAGCGCCCAGCGGCUCCAUCGUGGCGAUCGCCUUGGAGGGCGAGUCCUCCGAGCUGGGUGUUGAACGGUGCCUGACGCUCUGUGAAGACUCUGAUGGUCCUUCCUUCGAAACGCCUUACAGCAAUCAGGCCUUCGCGAUUGUGCGCGUGAGCAUCGAGCCAGAGGAUGUGGCAAACUUGAAGGCCCUGGAGCGUGGACUCCGAUUGCUGCACCGUGCAGACCCCUCGGUGAGCGUGGAGGCCAUGGUCACCGGGGAGAACGUGCUGGGCUGUUGCGGCGAUGAGCAUUUGAAGCGAUGCCUCAACGACUUGGAGAAGCUCUACGCCCGGAACAUCAAGCUCUUGGUGACGCCUCCCCUGGUCGCCGUGCGAGAGUCCUUUGCAAAGAGUGUGGAGCGGCCUGAGUUCAAGGUGGCCUCCCUCUUCUUGCCCAUUUGGAUGUCCCACCUCCACGACGCCUCCACGGAGGCACCUCAAGCGGCCGGCUCGAUGAUGUCCAUCCCUUCGGACGACGACACGGUGACCUCCGACGCCGGUCCCGCCGCGACGCUCACCGAGCGAUGGAACAUGUCCCAGAGCGGAGUCAUGAGCGUCUGGACCGCCAACCGCAAGGCCUGCGUUCGGCUGAGUGCCAUUGCUCUCCCCGACGAGGUCCUGGCCUGGAUGGAUGAGCAUGCUGAAGCGCUGGAGAGUGUGGUGCAUCGACAGCAAGCGUCCAUUGAAUUGGUGGGUAGCUCGGAUGGCAGCUUGAUGGGAUGUUUAGCGGAAGUCGAGCAGCAGUUCAGGCAGUUGCAGGAGCAAUCGGACCCAAGUUUCCAAGUGUGCAACGAUGAGGAGAUCAGCCUUUGUGGCAUGAGCGUGGAUCGUGGAAGCCGCACUCUCUUGCUGGAUGGUAGUGGCUCUGGUUGGCGCCUGCGGGACGCGUAUGACACUGCCUUCGGUCUGCUGAGAGCAGAUGAAGGAGGAGUCCCUGAAUGGAUGCGGCCCCACCUCCUGGCGGGCUUUGGCCAAGCGUCCACCGCUGGCCCCCUCUGCGAGGAGCCCCUCCGCGGCGUGGCCUUCCUCGUCCACGGCGCCAGCGGCAGCUUCCGAGAGGAUGAGGAUGCUGCGGCUUUGGCUGCAAACCCUUUUGGACCAAUGAGUGGGCAGGUCAUGGUCGCCACCAAGGACGCCUGCCGUUAUUGCCUGCUACGGAAGGGCUUCUCGCGGAUUUCAGAGGCCAUGCUUUCUGUGGACUUGAACUGUGAGCAGCAUAUGCUGGGGAAGGUCUACGCAGUGCUGAGCAAGCGUCGAGCCAAAGUGCAAGGAGAAGUCUUGCGGGAAGGCACCUCCAUCUUCUAUGUGCAUGCGUAUUUGCCGUUGGCCAACUCCUUCGACUUGGCGAAGCAGCUGAGACAGGCGGCCUCGGGGCACGUCUCCUUCCACGUGGCCUUCAGUCACUGGGAACUCUCUGAGGAAGAUCCCUUUCAGUCGAUGAGCUCCCCCGAAGACCUGGAGGAGAUGGGUGACCAGCCGCCCCCGCCCAACACCGCACGUAAGUUGGUGGAUGACAUUCGAAAGCGGAAGGGCUUGCCCACGGACGAGAAGGUCGUCAAGGACGCCACCAAGCAGCGGACGGAGGAGGUGGAUGGAUUGUUACAACUCAUUGCUGAUGUUCGAGGCGAAAGCCUAGAGGUGGAUCCUGUUGCCUUAAAUGAGGUGAGGAUUUUCCUGCAAGAACACGAGGCGGAGAGCGCGAAGAGCGCCACGCAUUUGGUCUUAGAAAGCUAUCCUGACUGGUGGGUCAGGAAGAAGAGAGCCCCUCCUGGUCUAGACAUCCAGGGUGCUGACGCUCUUGAGGAGCUCUAUCGGCACGUGGGCUUCAUGCACUCCCUGGGCGUCCCGAUGACCUUGGCAGAGAGGCGCACUGCCCAGGGCUUCCGAUUUUUCCAGGACUUGGAAGCCUGGGGUUCCCGAGAGGCCGCCCCACUGGCUGAGACCCUGUUUGGCCCGGAUUCGGCUCUCACCCGACUCAUUGGGACGGUGGUGGGCGAGGUAUUCCCGAGCCACGGGGGCUUUUUGGACGUGGCCGUCUACAACGCCACGGGCCUCUCGCAGACGAAGGGCGUCAGGAAGCUCUCCUUGCGCUUGGUUUGGCCGGGCAUUCUGACCGAUGCCGACCGAGCUUUACGCGUGAGAGAUCUCCUGGUGAAUCGCUUGGUCACCGCCUCGGCAGAGGGCGGGGCCCUGGCCGAGUUGGAGGCGGAGCUGAAAAAGUCCAACGCCUCCAAUGGAUGGCAUAGCUUCAUGGGUGACGCGGCCUACAGCAGCCGUGCAGUGGUGCGGAUGCCGCUGUGCGACCGCGUGGCGCCUUUACCUUUAAGAGGCCCAGAGAAGAGACCUUUUAAUCCCGUGGGAGUCCUGCGAUACAGUUUUUCCGGCGAGAAGAUGACGGUCGAGUGGCUCUGCAAGGAGGCCGACCUGGAGUCCGCCGAGUGGAUGAAGAUCGGCUGCCUCCGCCAGGAGGGCGAGGUGCAGCUCUCUGAUUGGCGCAUGCCAGCCUACCACGGACCGCAGCUGCUCCCUUUGAGCGCCACAAGGACCGGGCGAGUGAAGGUGCGAACCACCGCCGGAAGCGAUGGCCCCAGCAUCGGGGGCGGUCUGCGCUUGCGCAAGGCGUCUGAACGUGCGGGUCAGCUGCAAGUGGUGGAGCGGUCUUUCAGCUGCAGUCCCCAAGAGUUUGCGGAGAAGAUGGAGCAACAGCUUGGGAAGGCGAGCCUGGAACCCGAUGGCGCGCAAGUUUGGCAACAACCCAGCAGCGACGCGCGGAUUGUGAUGUAUGGCGAGGACAAAUGUGUGAAGGUCUUCGGGCGGCCGAACCAAGUGAGAUCCCUGGUGGUGAUCAUCGCCCCGCACACCGAGGCUCGGCUGCAGCACCUUGGAGUGGAUGAGAAUGGGACCAACGGCUAUCACAAGGAGGACAAGAAGCCCAGUGAAGCUUUUGCUCCGGCCAAUGGAGGACCGGAGGAACCCGUCGAGGCAGUCACCGUGGAAAGACGCCGGGCAUCGCAGCAGUUUGAGCCCAUGGGCCAGGGCGAGUUGGGCCUUACGAAGGGCGAUGUGGUGCUCGUGCUCUUGGACCCGCAGGCGGGCCAUGCAGAAGAUACAGACCGUUGGGUCUAUGGGAAGAAGGAGGACAGCAGCGAGCUGGGGUGGUUCCCCCUCUCCCAUACCGUGCUGGAGAAGGAGGACCACCGAGGGGAAGAGCUUGAAGGCGGUCACUGA
This is a messenger RNA of Durusdinium trenchii, 4527 nucleotides long. Lineage: Eukaryota; Dinophyceae; Suessiales; Symbiodiniaceae. The record is from the annotation of a GenBank genome assembly.